Molecule: messenger RNA, 1068 nt
Organism: Funneliformis geosporum
Lineage: Eukaryota; Fungi; Glomeromycota; Glomeromycetes; Glomerales; Glomeraceae
Source: the annotation of a GenBank genome assembly
AUGGCAACAACUGUGGAAUCAGAAAACCAAAUAAAUUCGUUAAACAACUUAAAUGAACCAUGGCAGAAGGAACUGAUUGUGGAUUUCGUGAACGAAGGGGGAAUUGACGCCUUGCGGUCCAACAGGAAAAACAGUAUUCCUAGACAAGUUUCAACCGAUACCAGUUAUUACGUUUUACGAUGCUUGGAGUCUCCUUUGGAGUUAUGCGCAUCGGCUCUCAAAGAAGAUGACAGUAGAGGAGCAAAUCAAAUAUCUAUACGAGAGUCAGGAACGCUUAGCACAGAGUAUAGUGAUAAUACUACAAGAUCCAAAAUUGCGUCCGGCAACAGUGAACCUCACAUACUCAAAUCAAGUAUCGAAACGGAAAGGCAAAGAUGUGAAAUUCAUGAUGGGUUCGUCGAUUCGUUGCCAUCCAACAGUGAGAAUGGAGGUAGUAAAUACAAGGACGGAGAACAUGCAGAUAUUACGUUGGGCAAAGUUCGUGAAGGAUGUCCAAACACCGGAACAAUUGAAAAAAUGCAGGCAUCCUUUGGGGAACUGUUCAGAAUCGGUUCCCUGGGAGGCGAUGGUUGGAAAAUGAUUGUCCCUCAGAAAACGUGUUUUCUUGUACACGCGGACUAUCACUUUACCAGUAGAGGAUCAACUAUCGGAAACCCUACAACCAUGUCUCAAAUGCAAUUAUGUGAAGGAAAAAAUGGAAGAACGUCGCGUUGCAACGAUUCUCCCAUCUUAGUUGAUGCAUUUAAAGAUAAUACUCGUAUUGCAACCUUGGUUAAUUAUGAAGUUUUUGAUAGUGAUCCGAAAAAACUAACUUAUCAUAUUAGAUGUGUUGCUGAUUUUGGCUUUGAUCAUAUAAUUAUUAUUGGGAAGACCGAUUAUGGAAUGAUCUUUUUAGACUGUUAUAGUCGUGUUUUUUUGUGGGAAAAUAUGAGUCAAACGUUAUGGCCACUUGGUGAUUCUCCUGAAGAAGCAUCGAAACACAUAGUUAAAGGGGUAGAUCAGUUGAGUUGGUUUGAAGAUAAUGGAACUGUAUAUGAGCAGAUUACGAAAUGGGAAGAUUAUUAUUAA